Messenger RNA from Vitis riparia (riverbank grape), 1338 nucleotides. Its product is annotated as geranylgeranyl transferase type-2 subunit beta 1. Gene Ontology annotation, cellular component: Rab-protein geranylgeranyltransferase complex. The transcript has 10 exons. Bases 179 to 1132 code for a protein of 317 amino acids. Lineage: Eukaryota; Viridiplantae; Streptophyta; Magnoliopsida; Vitales; Vitaceae. Gene Ontology annotation, biological process: protein geranylgeranylation. The record is from RefSeq and is a predicted model, not a curated record. Gene Ontology annotation, molecular function: Rab geranylgeranyltransferase activity.
ACUCACUCCUAAAUGCCUAAAACACACACUGGUCACGACUUUUACGCCAUGUUUGCUUGCAGAAGGCCCGGUCUCACUUUUCACAUUAGCGUUUAAUCAUUUCUUCUCCAAAAGCUGCUUUUUGAUCGAUCUCUCAGUUUAAGGUAACUUGUAAUCUUGGAGCAAGAUCAAAUUCACAAUGGAAGGACAAAUAGGAGACUUGGAAGUAGAGAAACAUGUUCAAUACAUUUUAUCAGUUGAAAAGAGGAAGGACAAUUUUGAAUCAGUGGUGAUGGAACAUCUAAGAAUGAAUGGGGCAUACUGGGGACUGACUACUCUAGAUCUUCUAGGAAAGCUGGACAUGGUUGAUGAAGAUGAAAUCAUUUCGUGGGUAAUGGAGUGCCAACAUGAAUCUGGUGGUUUUGGGGGUAAUGUUGGACAUGAUCCACAUAUAUUGUAUACUCUCAGUGCAGUACAAGUUUUAGCUCUUUUUGACAAGCUAAAUGUUCUUGAUAUUGAUAAGGUCUCAAAUUAUAUUGCGGGGCUGCAGAAUGAAGAUGGGUCAUUUUCAGGUGACAUGUGGGGCGAAAUUGAUACGCGGUUCUCUUAUAUUGCAAUCUGUUCUCUUUCUCUGUUACAACGUUUGGAUAAAAUUAAUGUUGAGAAGGCAGUGAACUACAUUGUGAGUUGCAAAAAUCUCGAUGGUGGAUUUGGAUGUACACCUGGUGCGGAGUCCCAUGCAGGGCAAAUAUUCUGUUGUGUGAGUGCUCUUGCUUUGACGGGUUCUUUGCAUCAUGUCAACAAGGACCUCCUUGGGUGGUGGUUAUGUGAACGACAAGUUAAAUCUGGAGCACUAAAUGGUCGUCCAGAGAAGCUUCCUGAUGUCUGUUACUCAUGGUGGGUGCUAUCAAGCCUGAUCAUGAUUGACAGAGCUCAUUGGAUUGACAAGGAAAAGCUCAUUAAAUUCAUCUUAGAUUGUCAGGAUAAGGAAAAUGGAGGAAUUUCAGAUAGGCCUGAUGAUGCUGUUGAUGUCUUCCAUACAUACUUUGGAGUCGCUGGACUUGCACAUCUUGAAUAUCCGGGACUGAAAGCUGUAGAUCCAGCUUAUGCUUUGCCAGUUGAUGUGGUGAAUAGGAUUUUCUUCAGCAGAUAAUAUGAGUUAAUAUACGUCCCAUUUUUUAGCAGUGGUAAACCUUCAAACUUCUGCUUUUUAUAUUUUAGGAAGGUAAAUUAUUCAUGUUACCAAAAUAAAACUCACUUGGUUCUUCAGAUAUGAAGUUAUCAUUGUCACAUUAGUUGUUCCCUAACUAGUAUUGAUUAAUAUCUUUUACCUUUUUAAUGGAGGUAUAAGUUUCUUCA